Adelges cooleyi (spruce gall adelgid) is the source of this 424-nucleotide messenger RNA. Its product is annotated as transcription elongation factor 1 homolog. Gene Ontology annotation, molecular function: RNA polymerase II complex binding. Gene Ontology annotation, biological process: transcription elongation by RNA polymerase II. Gene Ontology annotation, cellular component: transcription elongation factor complex. The transcript is spliced from 2 exons. NCBI's taxonomy places the organism in Eukaryota, Metazoa, Arthropoda, Insecta, Hemiptera, Adelgidae. The record is from RefSeq and is a predicted model, not a curated record. The coding region runs from base 148 to 396 and encodes 82 amino acids.
AUCGGCUUUCUAACAGUGAUCAGUGAUCAUAUUAAGAUUGAACCGACCGGCUUUAGUUUAAUAAAAAAAUUUAGACCAAAUUUAAAAUCACUGGUGUUUUUGAAUUUAUAUUUCAAUUUUAAAUAUACACUAUUUAUACACAAAAAAAUGGGUCGGCGAAAAAGUAAAAGGAAGCCGCCGGCAAAAAGGAAAGCGAUCGAACCUUUGGACACACAAUUUAAUUGUCCUUUUUGUAAUCAUGAAAAAUCUUGCGAAGUUAAAAUGGAUAAAAGUAGAAAUGUAGGAAAAGUAUAUUGCCGUGUUUGCCUAGAGUCAUACCAAACAACUACAAGUUUUUUGUCUGAACCAGUAGAUGUUUACAACGAUUGGGUAGAUGCUUGUGAAGCAGCUAAUUAAUAAAGGGUGGCUACAAAAAACAUCUUAA